Molecule: messenger RNA, 387 nt
Organism: Racocetra fulgida
Lineage: Eukaryota; Fungi; Glomeromycota; Glomeromycetes; Diversisporales; Gigasporaceae
Source: the annotation of a GenBank genome assembly
AUGUUGAAACAAGAAGUACUAGAAUUGAAGAAAGGAUUGGAAUUUUUGCGAGAUCGGCAAAAAGAAGAAGCUGAUCCAGAAGAUUUAAUUCUUUGUAGCAGUAAUGAUAAUGCCAAAAAUAAUGAGGAGCAAAGCCUAAUUGAUGAUAAUUCAUAUGAACAAUAUCUCAAGUCCUGUAUUGCAACGAACUCUCUAAGUCUUAAAAUCAAUGUUUAUACUAUACAAAAACCAUAUUCGGAAUGGACUCUCAAUGCUGUUAGCGAGAUAUUCAAAUUGCCAACUCAUUACAAGGAUAUUUUUAAAUUCACCUGCAGUACCAAUCAACUUGAAGAUGACAAGUCUCAAAAGUUGUUGUUGCAUUUUAUUAAAGAUUUAAAGAUCCAUUGA